UUUCAUUUUUGUUACAGAUGACGUGUGGAAUCACCUUUGUGGAUGAUGCCCUAAAUCGUUCCUUUUAUAAGUUAGGCGUGAUUGUGGGACGUUAUCCAGGUUACUUUAUCAUAAUACCAGUAUUAUUAACAGUGAUAUGUGUGACAGGCUAUCAACGUAUUUAUUAUGAAAUUGAUCCAGAAUAUUUAUUUUCACCUGUACGAGGUGAAGGUAAAACUGAACGUGCUAUUGUUGAACAAUAUUUUAAAGUUAAUUAUACGUCACGAUUUAAUGUGGCACGAAUUACACGAGCAGGUCGUUUUGGACGUGUAAUAGUGACAGCAAAACAUAAAAAUGAUAAUAUGCUAACAGCAAACGUAUUUAGCGAUCUGCGCUUACUGGAUGAAUUAAUUCGAAACACUACCGUGUUUUACGAUGAUGAAUAUUUCGCUUACAAAGAUAUUUGUGCUAAAUGGAAUGGCGAAUGUUAUACGAACGAUAUUCUUAAUCUUGAUUAUGUCAUAAAAGAUGUAGAAUCAGGCGAUUUGAAUUUAACAUGGCCAGUAAUGUUUAAUCCAGAAACAUGGGAUGCUCACAUAUUUCCCGUAUAUUUUGGAGGUUCAAAAGUUAAAGAUGAUCAAAUUAUAAGCGUUCCAGCAAUCCAAUUAGUUUACUUCAUUAACGCUGACAAUAAACGUCAAGACGUAAGAGGUUCAAUUUGGGAAGAUGCAUUUUUGGAUACAGUAGGCGAAGCAGAUGAAAGUGGUAUUUUCAAAUAUAUAUCAGUGGCACGAUUUUCAUCACGUACUUUGGAUCAUGAAUUGGAGAAGAAUACAAGAACUGUGGUACCAUAUUUUGCAACGUCAUUUAUUGUCAUGGCCUUAUUCUCUGUACUUACAUGUAUGAUGACUGAUUGGGUACGAUCGAAACCUUGGCUGGGAUUAUUGGGUAAUUUAUCCGCGUGUAUGGCAACAGUGGCCGCAUUUGGUGCUGUUAUUUAUCUAGGUGUGGAAUUUAUUGGAUUAAAUUUAGCUGCACCAUUUUUAAUGGUCGGUAUUGGAAUCGAUGAUACAUUUGUAAUGCUAGCAGCAUGGCGUCGAACAAGCAUUAAAAAGAGUGUACCAGAACGGAUGGGUGAAAUGUUAUCAGAAGCAGCCGUCUCCAUUACAAUCACAUCUGUCACGGAUAUUGUUAGCUUCUGGAUUGGUAUUCUAAGUCCAUUUCGAUCUGUACAAAUAUUCUGCAUAUAUUCAGGUUUUGCUGUAGUAUUUUUAUUUAUAUGGCAUUUAACAUUUUUUGCCGGCUGUGUUGCUGUUUCUGGCUAUUGUGAACAGAAAAAUUUACAUUCAGUGUUUUGUUUUAAAGUUCUACCACGUUCAAAAUCAAGUAAGGAAAAUAAAUCGUGGCUUUAUCGAGCAUUAUGUUCAGGCGGUGUUGAUCCUGAUAAUCCCGAUAAUCCAGUGGAUAAUGAAGAACAUGGCAUGAUGAUCUUUUUCCGCGAUCAUUUUGCCCGCUUAAUAAAUAAUAGUUUUGCUAAAGCACUCAUUAUUUUAAUAUUCGCUAUGUAUUUAGCUGGAGCAUGUUAUGGUUUAACACAAAUUAAAGAAGGUUUGGAACGUCGAAAAGUUGCAAAAGCUGAUUCAUAUUCAAUUGAAUUUUUCGAUCGUGAAGAUGCAUAUUUUCGUGAAUUUCCCUAUCGAAUUCAAGUAAUUGUUUCUGGUGAAAUGAAUUAUUCCGAUCCGAAAGUUCAACAAACAAUUGAAGAUGUGAUGCAAAGUUUAGAGAAUACAUCGUAUAUUUCACCGCCGAUUUAUUCGGAAUCUUGGCUACGAUCAUUUUUACAAUAUAUGGAACGAAAUCAAGAUUACCUUAAUAUGUCGAUCGCUACAGAACCUGAAUUUAUAGCCAGUUUAAAAGAGUUGUGGUUAUAUCCAUCAAAUCCAUUUUCGUUGGAUGUAAAAUUUGAUGAAACGGGUACGAAAAUUAUUGCAUCACGAUUUUUAAUUCAAGCUGUUAAUAUUAACGAUACGAAUCAUGAAAAAGAGAUGGUCCGAGCUUUGAGAGAUAUCUGUAAAGCUGCCCCAUUGAACGUGACAGUUUUUCAUCCAUAUUUUGUAUUCUUUGAUCAGUUUGAACUCGUAAGACCAACGUCAAUUCAAUCAAUGAUCAUUGGGGCACUAAUUAUGAUGUUAAUAUCAUUCAUAUUCAUUCCAAAUUUACUUUGUGGAAUUUGGGUCGCUUUCAGUAUUGUAUCGAUUGAAACCGGUGUAGCAGGAUACAUGGCCCUGUGGGAUGUUAAUUUGGAUUCAAUAUCAAUGAUAAAUUUAAUUAUGUGCAUUGGAUUUUCCGUGGAUUUCACAGCGCAUAUUUGUUACGUCUAUAUGGCCUCCAAGAAAACUACAUCGAAAGAACGUGUACGAGAAUGUUUAUACGCACUUGGAAUGCCAAUUGUUCAGGGAUCCUUGAGUACUGUCCUUGGAGUUGGUUGUCUGAUAUUCACUUACAGUUAUAUUUUCCUGGUGUUCUUUAAAAUGAUUUUCUUGGUGAUCGUCUUCGGGGCGCUUCAUGGUUUGUUCUUGUUACCCGUUUUGCUAUCACUGUUUGGACCAACAUCAUGUAAGAAGAAAGAAAAAAAUAACAUUAAAAUGUCGAAUGUUCAAAAAGCUUUGCCACAUCCGUACUGUAUCCCACAUCCAAGUUUAAUCGUCUCCAAUGGAUAUCCAACGAAACCCCUUAAUAAAAACAUCUACAAAGGAUAUGGCGAUGUGGAUAAAGAUCUAGGACUUGGAACAUCUGGGGAAGAUUCUAGUGAAUCCAGUUCAAAUAAAUCACAACGGCGUCAAGCAUUAGAAGAUGAAAAUACACGUAGACGCUAUGAAGAAGGUUGGCGUCGUUCUUCGCACGUCAUAAACUCGAAUGGACCAAGUCAAUUUCAACCGUCUCAAGUAAUGGAUGUCUAUGGACAUGAAGCAGAGCGUGCGUGGUAUAGACAGCGUAGUGAGGGUCAUCGUCCUCGAAGGUAUUCCCCUCCGAUUGGAGGUCCUGGAGAACGUUAUGGUCCCCGAAGUUUACCGCAACGCUCUCAAUCACAUCAUAAUAUUACACAUCCGCGAUAUGUAGGUGGUGAAAUUCGAUUUCCAUAAACAUUUUAAUAAAUUAAUUUUGUGUGUGUGAAAAACGCGGUUCUUUUUUGGAAAAACAGUGGCUCCACAAAUUGUUUUUUUUUUUUAACUAAGUCAUUAAUUUAUGAUGUGUAUGCUAUAAACUAACACAGGACUGGAGAAAUUUCGUUGAACGUAAAAAGACUUGGAAUGGUAUAGACGAGAAACAUGUCUUGAAAAAAACCGAAAAUCGAAACAAACCAAAAUUUUCGGCGCUCUCUUCAGGCCUUGUGUUUAAAGUGAGAUGGAUGAACUGUGGAAUAUAGUGAAUUUACGUGAACUGUAAAAUAAUUUUAGAUUGGAAAUCUAUAUACGUAAUUUUUGUGGAAGGUUAAGAUUUCUGGGUAAAAUUUAUAAGUGGGUUUAGUUAAUAUGUCGAACUGUUUGCUCAAAGAAAUAAAAUAUACUCCAGAUAAGCAGUCCAUUAGACCCGAAUGCAAACUAUAUUUGCCUCGGAGAGACCACUAAUUUUUAUUUAUUUAUUUUUGUUUUUGGUUCAUCGAAUUUUUGGUCUCUUUUGGCUGACAAAUUCAACUAGGGGACAAAAAAAUUCGUAACCGACUAACCGAAUCAAUUAUGUCUUACAAACGGGUCAUGUGGACAGCGUCUGGACUAAUAUAUGAUUGUAUUAUAAUAAAUAUAUUUGUAGAUUUUGGACUUUUCCGUUAAAAUAAUCGUUACCUAAUUUUGCAGUUAAUUUAGCAAAUUAUUAACUAAGAUUUUAAGUUAAGUAACUCUUUUUUUGCAAGCUUAUUUAUUUUGUUUUGUAAUCGAAAACCAGAAGAUGGCCAUCUUCUGGUUCCGGAACGCGGAAUUUAUGUCAAGAUGAUGUCAUGAUAGCUUCAUACGUCACAUUUUGUAAUAAAUAAAAAAUGUAUGUAUUCAUUAAUUAAGGACCUUAUUCUUUAUUCGAUUAUCAACGGAUUAACCAUAUCGGGACUCCUAGACAUAAUGCAAUAGGCUUGUUGGCAAAAUGCAAAAUUUUUUUUUAUCACUGCAAGUGAAUUAUCCCAGCAUGGCCAGAAAAAUAAAGUUGGUUUUUGAAAAUAUUUAGAGGUUUGAAAAUAUUUUUUUUAAUAUGAAAAGUUUGCGCAUUGCAUGAUUAUCGAACUUUAUAAGCUGACUUUUAGACGAUAGUAUUAAAAAAUUUGU
Molecule: messenger RNA, 4292 nt
Organism: Chrysoperla carnea
Lineage: Eukaryota; Metazoa; Arthropoda; Insecta; Neuroptera; Chrysopidae
Gene: Ptr
Product: patched domain-containing protein 3
Exons: 10
Coding region: 18-3122 (1034 amino acids)
Cellular component (GO): cytoplasmic vesicle membrane; plasma membrane
Source: RefSeq, a predicted model, not a curated record